UGAGGCGUUGGUUCUCUUUACUUUUCCACUUCAGGCCACGAUGCCGCAGUACCAGACCUGGGAGGAGUUCAGCCGCGCUGCCGAAAAACUUUACCUCGCUGAUCCUAUGAAGAGUUCAGGGCGACUGUGACCCUGAAGCACCAGUGACCGAGGGCACCUGCUGCUGCCGCCAGGAGAUGUACAUUGACCUGCAGGGGAUAAAGUGGGCUGAAAACUGGGUACUGGAGCCCCCGGGGUUCCUGGCUUAUGAGUGUGUGGGCACCUGCCAGCAGCCCCCGGAGGCCCUGGCCUUCAAGUGGCCGUUUCUGGGGCCUGGACAGUGCAUCGCCUGGGAGACUGCCUUGCUGCCCAUGAGAUUCACUGACAAAGUUACGGGAUCAAACUGCUGUACAAGCUGCUAAACGCUUCUCUCCAUUUCUGUCAUCGGGGCCGCGGACCGCCCUUUGAGUAGCCUGUUUUAUCCCCUGCGGAGGUGGAGCCCUGAGGAGGUGUAGAGACUUUCCCGGAUCUCUCAGGUAACGGGCGGGGAAGUGCGGAACCCAGGUCCUCCGGGCCGGGGAACGCCCCGCUCGGAGGCCGGGCUUGGGCGGAGACUGCGCCGGGGCGGCUGGAGACUAGCCGAGGGGAGCCGGGGAGUCGGAGAGACCGCGCGCCUGCAGCCGCCGGACCCUGCGAGCCGAGACCGAGCCAUGUGGCUAGAAAUCCUCCUGACUUCAGUGCUGGGCUUUGCCAUCUACUGGUUCAUCUCCCGGGACAAAGAGGAAACUUUGCCACUUGAAGAUGGGUGGUGGGGCCCAGGCACGAGGCCCACAGGCAGGGAAGACGAGAGCAUCCACCCUUUCAAGGUGGAAACGUCAGAUGAGGAGAUCCACGACUUACACCAGAGGAUCGAUAAGUUCCGUUUCACCCCACCUUUGGAGGACAGCUGCUUCCACUAUGGCUUCAACUCCAACUACCUGAAGAAAGUCAUCUCCUACUGGCGGAAUGAAUUCAACUGGAAGAAGCAGGUGGAGAUUCUCAAUAGAUACCCUCACUUCAAGACUAAGAUUGAAGGGCUGGACAUCCACUUCAUCCAUGUGAAGCCCCCCCAGCUGCCCGCAGGCCGUACCCCGAAGCCCUUGCUGAUGGUGCAUGGCUGGCCUGGCUCUUUCUACGAGUUUUAUAAGAUCAUCCCACUCCUGACUGACCCCAAGAACCAUGGCCUGAGUGAUGAGCACGUUUUUGAAGUCAUCUGCCCUUCCAUCCCUGGCUAUGGCUUUUCAGAGGCAUCCUCCAAGAAGGGGUUCAACUCGGUGGCCACCGCCAGGAUCUUCUACAAGCUGAUGCUGCGGCUGGGCUUCCAGGAAUUCUACAUUCAAGGAGGGGACUGGGGGGCCCUGAUCUGCACCAAUAUGGCCCAGCUGGUGCCCAGCCACGUGAAAGGCCUGCACUUGAACAUGGCUUUGGUUUUAAGCAACUUCUCUACCCUGACCCUUCUCCUGGGACGGCGUUUCGGGAGGUUUCUUGGCUACACUGAGAGAGAUGUGGAGCUGCUGUACCCUGUCAAGGAGAAGGUCUUCUACAGCCUGAUGAGGGAGAGCGGCUACAUGCACAUCCAGUGCACCAAGCCCGACACCGUGGGCUCUGCUCUGAAUGACUCUCCUGUGGGUCUGGCUGCCUAUAUUCUAGAGAAGUUUUCCACCUGGACCAAUACGGAAUUCCGAUACCUGGAGGAUGGAGGCCUGGAAAGGAAGUUCUCCCUGGAUGACCUGCUGACCAACGUCAUGCUCUACUGGACAACAGCAACCAUUGUCUCCUCCCAGCGCUUCUACAAGGAGAACCUGGGACAGGGCUGGAUGACCCAGAAGCAUGAGCGGAUGAAGGUCUACGUGCCCACUGGCUUCUCUGCCUUCCCUUCUGAGCUAAUACACACGCCUGAAAAGUGGGUGAGGUUCAAGUACCCGAAGCUCAUCUCCUAUUCCUACAUGGCUCGUGGGGGCCACUUUGCAGCCUUUGAGGAACCAGAGCUGCUCGCCCGGGACAUCCGCAAGUUCCUGUCAGUGCUGGAGCAGCAGUGACCACCCCACACCGCCCCCUGCCUCCCUCCACAAGUGCCCUCCAGGCUUUUCUUUGGGAAGAUACCCCUUUUCUGAGGAAUGAGUUUGCCUCCGUCCCCUGCCCAUGCUGGGAGCCCACACUUACCCCCUCACCCCUCCAAGCUCACUCCCCAAUCCCCAACUCUGUGCGAUAAGCAAUAUGGCCUUGAUGAUAAAUGACUUUACUUCUAA
Macaca mulatta (Rhesus monkey) is the source of this 2267-nucleotide messenger RNA. The record is from RefSeq and is a predicted model, not a curated record. Lineage: Eukaryota; Metazoa; Chordata; Mammalia; Primates; Cercopithecidae.